CUCCACCAACCCAUAUCGGGCAAGGCGCGCACCCCGGCCCCCCGCGCUUCCCCGUGGAUGCAAGCCAGUUCCACUUUUGCUCUCAUAAUCUGGCCUGAUCCUGAGCGCCAUCUCCCCGCCGCUGCCCACCGACCAAAACGUGCCUGCCGACCGCUCCUUCCUCUUCAAUUCCCACGUCUGCGUCUACGUCUGCGUCUGCGUCUGCCGAUCCACAGACCGACAAUGCUUUCCUCGCUCAGAAUUGCCUCGCGUGGCGUCGCCGCUGGCCGCAACCUUGCAGCCGUGCGCGCAGCUUCCACAUGGGCCAACGUGCCCCAGGGUCCACCGGUAUGCAUCACGGAAGCCUUCAAGGCCGAUUCCUUCGCCCAGAAGAUCAACCUCGGAGUGGGCGCCUACCGCGAUGACCAGGGCAAGCCGUACGUGCUGCCGUCGGUGCGCAAGGCCGAGGACCAGGUGAUCGCGUCGCGGCUCAACAAGGAGUACGCGGGCAUCACGGGCGUGCCCGAGUUCACCAAGGCGGCGGCGGUGCUCGCCUACGGCAAGGACAGCUCGGCCCUCAACCGGCUGGCCAUCACGCAGUCCAUCUCGGGCACGGGGGCGCUGCGCAUCGGCGGCGCGUUCCUGGCGCGCUUCUUCCCCGGCGCCAAGACCAUCUACAUCCCCGAGCCGUCGUGGGCCAACCACGCGGCCGUCUUCAAGGACUCGGGGCUCGAGGUGCGCAAGUACGCCUACUACAACAAGCAGACCAUCGGCCUCGACUUUGACGGCCUGCUGGCCGACAUCAAGGCGGCGCCCGCCGGCAGCGCGUUCCUGUUCCACGCCUGCGCCCACAACCCCACGGGCGUCGACCCGACGCCCGCGCAGUGGAAGGAGAUCGAGGCGGCCGUCAAGGCGCAGGGCCACUACUCCUUCUUCGACAUGGCGUACCAGGGGUUCGCCAGCGGCGACAUCCACAAGGACGCGUUCGCGCUGCGGCACUUUGUCGCGCAGGGCCACAACGUGUGCCUGGCGCAGUCGUUCGCCAAGAACAUGGGCUUGUACGGCGAGCGCAUCGGCGCCUUCUCGGUCGUGUGCGCCGACGCGGCCGAGCGCGCGCGCGUAGACUCGCAGAUCAAGAUCCUGGUCAGGCCCAUGUACUCGAACCCGCCGAUCCACGGCGCGCGCAUCGCCGCCGAGAUCCUCAACACGCCGGCGCUCUACGACCAGUGGCUGGUCGAGGUCAAGGACAUGGCCGACCGGAUUAUCACCAUGCGCGCCCUGCUCAAGGACAACCUCGAGAAGCUCGGGUCCAAGCACGACUGGAGCCACAUCACGAGUCAGAUCGGCAUGUUCGCCUACACGGGCCUGACGCCCGAGCAGAUGGACGUGCUGGCCAAGGAGCACAGCGUCUACGCCACGCGCGACGGCCGCAUCUCGGUCGCCGGCAUCACCAGCGCCAACGUCGGCCGCCUGGCCGAGGCCAUCUUCAAGGUGAAGGGCUAAUUGCUAACUCUGUCGGGGUGUAGUUAAGUGAUGUGAGGGAUUUGUUUGCAUGCAUGUGGGAGGCAAUUUUGCAUUUACUCCAAGCCCCGUCGCGGAACAAGGAAACUCUAUCACUCGCACAGCGCCCACCACGUGGCUGUUCAUUUUGCAGCAUUGUACAAAAAAAGAGAGUUGUUCUAGACUUUUACAGCAUGUAUGUACGUACGUAUGGGGAGGGGGGGUAGAGAAAAGAGUGCAGAUUGUCCCGAGCAGU
Molecule: messenger RNA, 1735 nt
Organism: Lasiosphaeria miniovina
Lineage: Eukaryota; Fungi; Ascomycota; Sordariomycetes; Sordariales; Lasiosphaeriaceae
Product: pyridoxal phosphate-dependent transferase
Exons: 5
Coding region: 58-1482 (474 amino acids)
Biological process (GO): biosynthetic process; L-aspartate catabolic process
Cellular component (GO): mitochondrion
Molecular function (GO): L-aspartate:2-oxoglutarate transaminase activity; pyridoxal phosphate binding
Source: RefSeq, a predicted model, not a curated record